GCACGUCCACUGUGGCCGGCCCGGGCGACCGCGGCCGCCGCUCGGUACACACUGGUACCGGGCACGCCGAGCCGCGCGCGCUGUGCGUAUGUAUGUAUGUACACUAUGGAGAUGUUUGUUAUGUAAAAUGUAUUAACAUUACAAAAAUUAUAUAUGAUACUUAUAUAUAAAUUACUAUUAUAGAACACAGUAUGAAAAUAAAAACAAGUUGACUUCACAUGUAUAUUGUCGUUGAAUUCUUUAAGUAUAAUAUGUAAGCGUAGGCGCCCCCGCGGCGGCCUAGGCCCCGGCGGGCCUCCGGCCUCGGCCCGGCCCCGGCCCGGCUCGGCCUCGGCCCGGCGCGGCCUCGAGGCCCGCCCCGGCCCGGCCCGCCUCCCGCCUCGUCGCACUGUGUCCCGGAGCUAACGAUCCCUUAGCCCUAGUGCCCGUACUCGGUUAACGUAAAUGCGUUGGAAAUACACAACAAAUUUUCACAUUGCCCGGUUUUUCAUUUCUAGUUUGAGGCCUCAUUCUCGAUUAUGUUUUAAUUCUAACAUGUUUAAUCAUAAGUAUAGGUAGAGCUUAUGCCUUAGUAAUUGUAUUUAGUGAUAAAAUAUGUCUCUGACGACUGUAGUAACCACGCGGGAUAAUUGUGAUGUCAGUUUAUGCCAUAAUCCUGGAACGCACUUUCAUGUUUAACAAGCCUCUUCGAAAUUGUAUUCAAGCAAGACUUUAUACAUUUCUAAAUGUGAAAUAUGAAAAUGGUUAAAGAAAUCGAUGUCUUUUUAUAGAACUAGCCUCGAACUUAUGGCCCUAGAGACCGGUAAACGCGGGGUGCGUUGAACCGCGGUGGCGGUCGAUACGGCCAGCACUGCCAAGUUCACGUGGCGCCUGGCCGCUGGCGCGUCGCCAUGGCUACCGGCGCCAAACACUGGAAUCUCGAGCCUAGGCCGCACCACUCCCCUCCUUCAUUAUUUCCUUGCAUUCCAAUACAACUAGCGGUGUACAUUAUCCAGUAACAAUGAGACUAACGGGGUCUCGUGCCUACGCAAGACCAGCUUCUACGCCUACAAUGCCCCCGGGUCUUGUAGAGCUAAUGGAAGGACUUGCAAAAGAUGUCCUCAAAAAUAAUCCUGAAAAUGUCUAUGAAUUCUGUGCUGCCCAUAUGCAGAAGUUACUUGAAAUAAGAGAUGGCCCUGCACCACCGAAAAAGCCAUUGUCCUUGGAGCAGAAAAUAGCUAACGCACAAGAAAAAAUAAGACAAAGAAAUAAAAACCGUCAACUUCAGAACGAUAGGAAGUUGUCGGAGCAUCCCAAUGCAAAACUCGACAAUGAAGACAAGCUGCCUGUGAAAGAAACGCCCGUUGAUACAUCUGCUAUACAGCCAGUAACAGUCAAAGAAGAAUUUAUAAUGAAGAACGAAGUUGAAAUAUUUCAAGAGCCUAAUGUAACUAUAGAUACUAAUGACAUAAAUACAGAUGAGCCGUCUGAUGUCGUAAACGAAGUUAUCGAAGUAUCCCAAGUAAAACACGAAGCCAAGGAAUCCGUUUCAAAUGUUACUGAAAAAUUUGAAACUGAAGGAUCAUCAGAAAAAGUGACUGAACUGGUCAAUGAAACCAUAGUCAGUGUUGUCACAAAUGAAACAUCUGACCUUGAACCUAAUAUUAAAUCAGAGAACGUUACUGAUAUGGAUGACCAAAGCAAAGAAAUUGUUGAUCUUGUCAUUCAAAGUACUGAACAUGUAGAAAAUAUGCCUCCGAAUGAAGAAAUCUUUGAAGCUCAAUUGGACGAUUAUGAACCUACCGUUGGGAAUACAGUCGUUGAUGUUGAAGAAAAAACUGAUAGUAAUAACGGAGGGCCCGCAGAAAAAGAAGUUAUUACAGAUGAGUUAUAUGAGGUGGCUUCUACGCUGCUAUUAGCAAGCAAGACUAUAACUGCGUUUUCUAACAUCACGAAAGAGGUUGUUGAAGAACCAGAAAUUGAUAAAAAAGAAGUAAACAUAGAUACUCAACAUGACGAAAUAUGGUUGAAAGAGUUUGCUAACCAAAUUGAACCUGGUAAGAAAUUAGAGGGCAUCAUUGAAGAACACAAAAUAAUUAAAGAGGGACCUACAGAUAUUCCGCACGAAGAGAGUGGCGCUGACAACAUUUCUUUGAAAGAGCGGGUCGAAGACAUAACCGGUACAGAUAACGAGCACGUAGUUGAGCUAAAUCAUGGCAGUUUGCUUUCUAAAUCAAAAGAUUCUGCAGAUCCUACUGUCGAAGACUUAAAUAUCAAUUCACGUGAUACCAUUCUCCAAACUGAAAGUUCACAUGAUGAAAAUGAAGUUUUAUCUUCCACGGAAACUAAAAAGUCAAACACAGCAAAUUCCCAAGUUUCAGUAGAAGGCGUUGAAUUAUCUGAAAAUCAGGUGCUUAUUGAAGAAACCACCGAAAAGUCUACUGUAGAUGACAGUUUUCCUAAUAAGGAUGAGUCUAAUGAUCAAGAAGUUCAUAAAGUUAACUAUGCAUCACAGGCUGACAUAGUAACUGAAGUUGAAGAUAAACUUCCAGAGCAAGGACCUGUGCAUUCUGAAGAAUCUGUUGUGAAUGAUAAGACAACUGCUCAUGAUAACAUAACUGCUGGUAACAAAAGAGAUUAUAUAAAUGAAAGUGAUGAAAUAACUGAACACACUGCAGUAAGUGGCAUGGAUUUAGAGACUGCAGCAAUCACAAUACAAAAAGUAUUUAGGACUUUCUUAUUUAGUAAGAGCAGAGGAUCCACAUUAGAUGACACCGUUAAUGAAAACUCUUUGGAUGAAGAUAUGGAAAAGAAGGACGAACCCGAAUAUGCAACUGCUAACAUAAACAAAGAGCGAAGAACAUUAGGAAUCAGUAGAAUGGAUACCGUCUUGCAAACAGUAAACGAGGAGAAAUCACUGUCGCUAUCAGAUGAAUCCUCUUUGUCAAGCGCAGCUACCACUAUACAAGCGCAUGUCCGGGGAUUUUUAGUCAGAAAUAGACUCGCCUCUAACAAAACGGCGUCUAGUAGUUCUUUAGUAAAUUCUGACGGCCAGUCUACAUCAUUGGAUGGUGACGUCAAUGAACCUAAAAAGACUAUUUUAAAUAUCCACAUCGUUCCUGAGAGAGGACAAUUCAUGAGCAGAGAUGAAAGUUUACUGACGUCGAUCGACUUGCCUCUUGACAACAGCCCACCGUCUUCAAUUAAUUUACACCCACUGGGCUAUGACAAAAGUGAGCGACGAAAGCAACUGAAAAGAGAAGACGCUGUACAGUCUAUUUCACCUCCUAGUAACAACAGCGGAAAACAAAGUGAAGAGGUGGACUCUGUGAAAGAAACACUUAAUGACAGCGACGAUGUCGAUAUAAAAGAGGAACACCAAGCUGUAAAUAGCCAAGAUAAACCUCAUGAAGUGGACACUGAAAGUUGCUAUACCACCCUUACAAUUAGUUCUACGGCGGAAACGGUUAUCGAUGCCGAUACUUAUAAUCCUAGGGAAGUCCUAUCAAGUCCUGAACAUAACUUGGAAUCGAACAAUAAAAACCACGAAGUUCUUACUAGUUCCGAUGAGAUGGACGUUGUUACACCAUCCACAAUAGCUGCAAAAACUCCUUCAGUAGACACUGAGAACGACGAUAAACCAAAGUUGGUUCACUCCGGGGAAUUUCAUGACAUAGUGCUUCAGACUCAAGUGAAACGGAGUGAAGCAUCAGUCGUCCGUGAAUUCAAGAACGUGCUGGUGUACUUCUUACUAUGGGACAAGACCUAAAAUAUCGGCUGCUGGAGUCUAUUUAUUACCUAACGAUUUUCUUUAUAACUAAACGUAAAUGUAGAGAUGCACGUAUA
This is a messenger RNA of Cydia amplana, 3825 nucleotides long. RefSeq lists its product as uncharacterized. NCBI's taxonomy places the organism in Eukaryota, Metazoa, Arthropoda, Insecta, Lepidoptera, Tortricidae. Bases 1001 to 3748 code for a protein of 915 amino acids. Gene Ontology annotation, molecular function: protein binding. The record is from RefSeq and is a predicted model, not a curated record. The transcript is spliced from 5 exons.